This is a messenger RNA of Camellia sinensis, 2221 nucleotides long. Its product is annotated as wall-associated receptor kinase-like 20. The record is from RefSeq and is a predicted model, not a curated record. Gene Ontology annotation, molecular function: protein kinase activity; ATP binding. NCBI's taxonomy places the organism in Eukaryota, Viridiplantae, Streptophyta, Magnoliopsida, Ericales, Theaceae. Gene Ontology annotation, biological process: protein phosphorylation.
UCUUCUAGAAAAAUAGCAGAUCUUGUACAAAACUUUGACCCAAAACACACACACACACACACUCGCACAUAUAAAUCAGAAAAACCACUGCCCAGCCCUUCAGGUCUCUCUCUCUCUCUCUCUAGAAUGGCAUUGACUUCCAAUCUCCGGCUUUUCACGGCGGCGCUGCUAAUGUACGCCGGGUUAACCACCUCCGCCAACCACUGCCCCUCCUGCGGCACCACCCCAGUCCCAUACCCCCUCAGCACCGGACCAAACUGCGGCGACCAAUCCUACAAAAUCCGCUGCGACGCGGGCUCACUCAAAUUCGACACCCUCAACAACACCUACUCCAUCGCCACCAUCACUCCCGACAUCCAACGGUUCGUCAUCCAGCCCUCUAGCUUCGUCCCCAACACCUGCGUCACAUCCGAUAUCUCCACCAUGGGGAUCCAGAUGAACAGCUCUCUCCCCUUCAAUAUCACCAGCAGCAACACCAUCAUGUACCUCAAUUGCACCACAACACUUCUCAACUCGCCGUUGAAUUGCUCAUCGACGAGUCUUUGCCACAGUUUCAUCAAUUCCUCGGCCCAGGUAUCGGCCUGCCAGAGCGCUCCGAUCUGUUGUACGUUUCGGGCUGGGGGGUCCACUACGUCGUAUAUGAUUCGGGUUCGAGAUGCGGGUUGUCGGGCUUAUUCAAGUUUUGUGAAUUUGAACCCGACGUUGCCCGUGAACCGGUGGCCUCAGCCCGGGUUGGAGAUACAGUGGGUGUCGCCGAGUGAACCGGUUUGUGGGACUCAGGCGGAUUGUGAUUCCAACUCCACGUGCGGGUCGGAUGUGCACGAGAAUGGGGUUAAUAGGUGCUUUUGUAAUUCGGGUCUGCGGUGGGACCCGAUUCAAGGAUUGUGUGCUGAAAUUGUGACAUGUCAAGAUCCGAAUGGCUGUAAUGGCGGCUCAAAGAAUCGGACUGCACUUAUAGCAGGUCUGACUGCCGGUCUUGGCACAGCAUUAUUUGCGGCCAUAAUCGGAGCUUUACUGUACAAACGCCACCGCCGCAUCAAAGAAGCAAAAGAGCGUCUUACCAGAGAGCGCGAAGAGAUCCUAAACGCUGGAAACACUGGCAAGUCCGCCAAAAUCUUCACCGGCAAGGAAAUCAAGAAAGCAACCAACAACUUCUCUAGAGACCGCCUCCUGGGCAUUGGCGGCUACGGCGAAGUCUACAAGGGCUUCCUCAGCAACGGCACAACUGUUGCGGUCAAAUGCGCCAAGCUCGGCAACACCAAGAGUACCGAACAAGUUCUCAACGAGGUCCGCAUCCUCUGCCAGGUCAACCACAAGAGCCUAGUCGGCCUCCUCGGGUGUUGUGUCGAGCUCGAACAACCAUUGAUGGUUUACGAGUACAUCCCUAAUGGAACCCUAUCCGACCACUUACAGGGUCCCAACCGAGGCCACCUCUCAUGGAACCACCGGCUCUUCAUCGCCCAUUCGACGGCAGAAGGACUAGCUUAUCUCCACUUCUCUGCAAUGCCUCCGAUUUAUCAUCGUGACGUGAAGUCGAGCAACAUUUUACUCGAUGAGAAGAUGAAUGCAAAGGUUGGAGAUUUCGGCUUGUCUCGUUUGGCCCAUACGGAUUUGAGCCACGUAUCCACGUGUGCUCAAGGGACACUAGGUUAUCUCGACCCUGAGUACUACAGGAACUACCAGUUGACAGACAAGAGCGAUGUGUACAGCUUCGGAGUCGUGCUUUUGGAGCUUUUGACAUCACAAAAGGCCAUAGAUUUCAAUAGACCAUCAGAUGAUGUAAAUUUGGCAGUUUAUGUGCAACGGAUGGUGGAGGAAGAGAGGAUAAUGGACGUAGUGGAUCCAAUAUUGAAGGAAGGAGCAAGCCGCUUGGAGUUGGAGACGAUGAAAGCAUUAGGGUUUUUGGCUGCUGGGUGCUUGGAGGAGCGGAGACAAAACCGGCCUUCGAUGAAGGAGGUUGCAGAAGAGAUUGGGUACAUAAUCAGUGUUGCAACUGCCAAGGAUGUUGAGAAAGUGGACUGAUUGAGGAUGGAGUUUUUGUUUAGGGUUGGUUUAGGUCAGUGUUGGUUAGCAGAGUUCUGAUCUAGGUGUAGGUCUUAGUAUGUUUCUCUAAGUUCCGUAUUGUAUAUUGUAAAUGGAAGUGGAAGUGGAAGUGUUUUUCACUGACACAUAAAAUAAAGAUCCCAAUGUUGUUAAUUGAGGAGUAUUGUCCAAAAAAAAA